AUGGGGGAACUCGUUGUGAAUAUGGGUCCAACGACCUUCAUGUGUAUCCUCUACGUCAUAUUAGGAUUUGUUUCUAUGUUCUGUAAUAUUCUGAACCUAUCGAUAUGGUUAACAAAUCGUGAGCUAAGGCAGAAAUACGUGUAUUUGAUUGCUCUCGACGCUGGUGAACUCGUUAACGCCAUCAGCUACAUACUUGUCGGAUCGGGCCGGGGACUAGCGCUGAUUGGCGGCUAUCUAACAACACAUAUUACUGUGCGACAGUGUUUCUUCCAUGUAAGUUCUAUUCUUGAUAAAAUUCCAUUUACAGCUAGCGGAGGCUUAAAAAGUUAA
Molecule: messenger RNA, 330 nt
Organism: Cooperia oncophora
Lineage: Eukaryota; Metazoa; Nematoda; Chromadorea; Rhabditida; Trichostrongylidae
Source: the annotation of a GenBank genome assembly